Tigriopus californicus is the source of this 1846-nucleotide messenger RNA. It is a transcript of the gene Art1, whose product is annotated as protein arginine N-methyltransferase 1-like. Gene Ontology annotation, molecular function: protein-arginine N-methyltransferase activity. The record is from RefSeq and is a predicted model, not a curated record. Gene Ontology annotation, cellular component: nucleus. Lineage: Eukaryota; Metazoa; Arthropoda; Copepoda; Harpacticoida; Harpacticidae. Gene Ontology annotation, biological process: peptidyl-arginine methylation.
UUGGCCGGGCUGUAUUUGCAAUCUGGACCCCCUGCAUUCCCCUUGGCAACACUUGGAUGGCGUGAGUCUUUAUCCCUCGUUGUGAAGAUCAUCAUCGUGAUUCGGUUUUCUGAGCCGGAUAAGUUGUGUCCGAGUCGCCCUCCUCGUAAGUGACCCCCCCGGCCCCCAUACACGCCCCUCGUCACGAUAAUGUCGACGGAAGUGAGCAUGGACUUGGCUCUGAGCCCGGAGAAGAAAUUGGCCGACAAAGCGGCCAAGGUGAUGGUGGUGGAAGAUGGUUUGGACGUGGACACCAAGGACAAGAAGCUGGAGGAUCUGACCAGCGAGGAGAUGACCUCCAAGGAUUACUACUUUGACUCGUACGCCCAUUUCGGGAUCCACGAAGAGAUGCUCAAAGAUGAGGUCCGAACUCUGACUUAUCGCAAUUCCAUGUGGCACAACAAACAUUUGUUCAAGAACAAGAUCGUUUUGGAUGUGGGUUGCGGCACGGGCAUUUUGUCGAUGUUCGCGGCCAAGGCGGGUGCGGCUCAUGUCUACGGCGUGGAUAUGUCCGGCAUUGUGGAGAGUGCCAAAACCAUCGUGUCGACCAACGGUUUGGCCGAUAAGGUGACCAUCAUCCGGGGCAAGGUCGAGGACAUCACCUUGCCCGUCGAGAAGGUCGACAUCAUCAUCAGCGAGUGGAUGGGCUACUGCCUGUUCUACGAGUCCAUGCUCGACACCGUUUUGUACGCCAGAGAUAAAUGGCUGGCCCCCACCGGGUUGAUGUUCCCUGAUCGUGCCACUUUGUACGUGACGGCCAUCGAGGAUCGUCAGUACAAGGACGACAAGAUCAAUUGGUGGGACGACGUGUACGGGUUCGACAUGUCGUGCAUCAAGUCCGUGGCCUUGCAGGAGCCGUUGGUCGACGUGGUGGAUCGCAACCAGGUCGUGUCCAACUCGUGCCUCCUCAAAGAAAUCGACAUUCAGACAUGCACCAAGGACGACAUACCUUUCAACUCGCCCUUCAAUCUCAUCUUGAAACGCAAUGACUACGUCCAGGCAUUGGUCACCUUCUUCAAUAUCGAAUUCACGAAAUGUCACAAACGCGUGGGUUUCUCUACUGCGCCGGAGGCUCCCUACACUCACUGGAAACAGACCGUGUUUUACUUGCAAGACUACAUCACGUGCAAGAAGGGCGACGAGGUGUUCGGCAAUUUCCGCAUGAAGCCUAAUGAUCGCAAUAAGCGCGAUCUCGACUUUGAGAUCGACAUCGACUUCCGUGGCGAGCUUUGCGAAGUCAAGGAAAAGAACGUUUAUCGCAUGAGAUAAGGCACCUCCAAGAAGCCCCGCUCAACCUUGUUUUGACCCUACCCCCCCAGCCCCACCUCUCACACAACAAGGAGGCAACUUUUCUCAGCAUCUUCUUAGAUCAUGCCACCGCUUUCUUUUCGCCCGCUAAAAUGCCAAAAGCCGUUGUCGCUGACGGAAACAAAUUCAUUAAUAUCUCAGAAUAUGGUCAGGCUAAUCAUGAUCUUCCCACGCUUUAAGUACGUGCUUUUUUCUGAUCACUGAAGAAUCCUCUUAUUUCCCAUCGUGAAAAGAGUAAUCAUCCCACACACCCAUUUACCCCAGCCUUGAUUACCAAAAUAUCCCCCCUUCGCCCCCUCUUCCUUCACUCCGCCCCAAGUCAGUAUUUUUUGGUGAAGAAAUCUCUUGAAACACGAUAUUGGUUCCUCAAUUGGUAAUUUUCGACAAUAAAUGUAGCCCAAUGUGUUUGAUGGAUGUACCCUCUAAAGCCAUCAAUUAUUAUUGUCAUGGAUGAGUCACUAUGACCCAAAUACAUUUCUCUUCACAUCCAUUAGAAAAA